Molecule: messenger RNA, 1214 nt
Organism: Marchantia polymorpha subsp. ruderalis
Lineage: Eukaryota; Viridiplantae; Streptophyta; Marchantiopsida; Marchantiales; Marchantiaceae
Source: the annotation of a GenBank genome assembly
UAAUAUAGCGAAAACGAUGGGAAGUCUGAGUCUCCAUAGACGGAGAGGAUGGGCGUAGGAAGAUGGAGCGAGAAAGGCACAGCGCGGAAAUUCACACACACAGAGUCACAACCUGCCCUUGAUUGCGCGAUUAAACCUCCAGAACGAAAGAGACCGACCGACCGAUCGAUCAAACCAUCAAUGUGGUCAUUCACUAGGACGAAAGAUGCGAGCGAGCGAUCGAAGCAACGGCAAAUGCUCGGGCCGUAAAUGCGAGGCACGGGACUUACUGCUGAAGCAGCAAAGCGUCAAAAGGAGCAGCAAUUACUUGAACGAAACCGGGCGUUUUGGGGCUCAUCAAGGGGAUCAUUACGCACUCCCUUUUUCAGACCGGAGCGCCCUCUCUUUCCAACGAGCACAUUUGCCACCCCCGCCAGAGCGAUGCCGAUCGAAUUCAAUGCUGGCCGAAUGUGUCAGGCUCCGAGAGCUGUAAAGCAGUCGACCCCGACGACGCCCCGACGACGACGAGCACCUCGUCGGCCCGACGUGAGUUGCGGUGGACCAGUGCCCUACCCCGACCCCAGGUUAUCGUUAUGGCGGGCCCCGCCGCCGGGCCCCCGGUCCUCCGGUGUAGUGUUGGUUUAACCUGAGUUGAUGUUCCGCUUGCCUCCAGGUUGACCUCGGGUCUGUGUCAGCAGCCGGUUGUUCUCUUUAUGACAUGGCUCUUGUGCAGGUUCGCGUGAGUUCACUGACGCCCACCUUUUCCAGUUCAUCGCCAGUGAUGUUUGGUCGUUCAACGCUUUAUGAUUUUUCCCCUCGGCAUUUUAGCAGUUCCAUCGGCAUCGAAGUGAAGUGAUGCUCGAAAUGAACUCGUCCCUAAAGUGUUGCAAUUCUUUAUUGUUGCAACUUUAAAAGGCAAGAUGCAAGCCUUCCUAUUUAUAACAUUUUUCCGAUGAAAAUUUUCAAAAUAUGAACUUUGUUGAAAUAUUUGUGAUAGUUAUAAGGAUAGGUGGAUAGUUGUAACGGAUCACGUCGUUUAUUAAAAGGUACUAACAACUUUAUUGAGAAUUUACAGAACACUCGUAAAUACAUCAUCCGAGAUUGUCUAGUUUUCACUACUCCUAUUCAGUAUCCUGUGAGGGGCGACCGAAGAUCUCUUCUUGUCACGAGUGUUCUUUGAUAUCGAAUUCUUCAAUGGAUGCCCAUCCAUUAAAGGUUCUACACUUUAAGUGGAC